UUUGGACCGGAGGACUGUUGCAACGCUUCUUAAUGAUCUACUUGAUGCCCAUUAGAUACAUUAUUGCUGGACGGCUACAAUGCAUCCAGUUUUCGUGGAUUAGUAUCAAGUCUGUUUUCUCGAACCGCCUGCUCGCCAAAGUAACCUCUCUAGGAGAACUUCAAGACACAGAAAGCGUCACAAAAAAAAUAUAUAGGCUACAACACAUCUGUGCUUGUUUUCUCUCUCUCGGUCGUUUGUACCAUUUAGGGCAGUGACCGGGGGUUUGCAGGAGCAAACUGCGUCUUUUCAUCCGAAAGUUCUAAUGAUUACGCAAGUGAAGGGAAUUGUCGGCACGAAUUGGACAACGGAUUGCUGUAACAGGGCCAACGGUGACUGUUUUUUUACCUCUACACACAGAGUCGACGAAUAAGUUGAAUUGUACUGCCAACAAUAAAGGUGGAAUGACCUAAAUCUGCAACAUGGCUGCUAGUGGGAAAAGUUUAGAGUACUGACGUGGGAGAAGUUUUAUACUAAUCCAGUACAGUACAGCAGGAAUUGUUGUAUAAAGUACAUCUUUUUUUUUUCCUUCGUCGCCUCGGAUUGAACAACGCACAUAAACACUGGGUUGCCCGAGUAAGAGCGGAGGAGUACAAGACUACUUUCUUCUUCAAAUGAUUGUAGUCAUCACCAAGCAAUCGCGUAGACUUUAUCUUCAAGAUUAUUAUUUUUUUUCUUCUUCAUUUUAAAUAGUGCAUCUCUCGCCCAGUGUGGGCCAUCUGAAAUCUAAAAUGCAUUUCUCCAUUCCCGAAACGGAGGUUCGUUCGGGAGAAAAUGGAUCAACUUAUGUGGCCUACAACAUCCAUGUGAACGGGGUUCUCCAUUGUCGGGUUCGCUACAGUCAGCUCCUGGGACUACACGAACAGAUAAAGAAGGAGCAUGGCAACAACUUGGUACCUGCUUUCCCCCCAAAGAAGAUCUUCACUCUGACACCGAAUGAUGUGGAGCAGAGACGUGAACAGUUGGAGAAAUACAUGCAAGCUGUGCGUCAGGACCCCAUGCUCGGCGCCUCCGAGAUGUUCAACAGCUUUCUAAGGAAAGCCCAGCAGGAGACCCAGCAGAUCCCAACCGAAGAGGUUCCUCUGGAGAUCUACCUGUCUAACGGCCAGAAGGUCGAGGUCAACAUCCUGACCUCCGACCAAACAGAGGACGUCCUGGAGGCUGUUGCGUCAAAACUGGACCUUCCUGAUGAGCUGGUUGGUUAUUUCAGUCUCUUCCUGGUUCGAGAAGGAGUGGACGGGGGAUUAACGUUUGUGAGGAAGCUGCAGGAGUUUGAGUUACCGUACGUAUCAGUCACCAGCUUACGAAGCUCAGAGUUCCACAUCAUCCUGCGGAAAAGUUACUGGGACACGGCGUAUGACAGCGAUGUAAUGGACAACCGAGUGGGACUAAAUCUACUAUACGCUCAGACGGUGUCGGACAUAGAUAGAGGCUGGAUCCUCGUUAACAAGGACCAGCACAGACAGCUGAAAUCACUGCAGGAGAAAGGAUCCAAGAAAGAAUUCAUUAGGCUCGGUCAGACGCUGAAGUACUUUGGCUACAUCAAGUUUGACCCGUGCGUGACAGACUUCCCGGAGAAGGGCUGUCACGUGAUCGUCUCUGCAGGCAACAACGAGCUUAACUUCCAGGUCAAGCUGCCCAAUGAACAGAUGAAGGAGGGGAGCUUCAAGGUCACGCGCAUGAGGUGCUGGAGGGUCACUUCGUCUCAGGUCCCGGUAGUGAACGGCUCCUCCUCCCCAACCCCGGGCCCCUGCUCCUCAGCCAAGUGUGAGGUGAAGUUGGAGCUGGCCUUCGAGUAUCUGAUGAGCAAAGAUCGUCUCCAGUGGGUCACCAUCACCAGCCCACAGGCAAUCAUGAUGAGCAUCUGUCUUCAGUCGAUGGUUGAUGAGCUGAUGGUGAAGAAGUCAGGAGGAAGCAUCAAGAAGAUGCUAAGGAAACGUCACAGUGGCCCCCUGCAUCGGUCUGAAAGUCAGCAAGCUGUGAAAUCCCCCCCUCUACUGGACUCUCCUGACCCAAACCGAGACCAGAUUGUCAAACUCUCAACUAAGCUGAGCUCUGUGUCUCUCAGAGGGAUCAGUGCCUCCAACUCAGCCAAUGACAUCAGCGGCAACGAUUUCCAUGGCAACUAUGCCUUCGAGGGGAUCGGGGAUGAUGACCUGUAAUAUUCACCCCUUCCCCACCUCCACCUGUCGAACGCAAUCUGCAAAGAUUCCAAGCUGAGCCGAGCGGAUUGUCUGAUUCUGUAAGAUUGUAGCCCUUCCUGGGAGUCUGCUGCCUGCCUUAAGAUCAGUCUUGUCGUAUCAGCUUCACAAAGACUGCCAUCUAUCUUAUGUGUUUCAGGUACAGAAUGACUGACUACCCACUGCCCUCCUGUUUUACAAUCCUAUCCCCCUGUAUUCAACUUAAUAAAAUAUCAAGAACAAAUAGAACUAAAAUUACAGUCUGAAGUCUAAUCCACGGGGGUCAUGCUGUGAAACACUCAAUUGACGUUGAAAUGACUAAAACCAAGUGGAAGCUGUGUAUCAGUGAUAAUGGACCUACGUCUAUAGUCUCUUCACUCUGUCCAGCUUGAUAAGUCAUUUAUAGUCUCUUCACUCUGUCCAGCUUGAUAAUAAGUAAUUUAUAGUCUCUUCACUCUGUACAGCUAGCUGACAGUCAUCUAUAGUCUCUUCACUCAGUCCAGCUAGCUGACAGUCAUCUAUAGUCUCUUCACUCUGUCCAGCUAGCUGACAGUCAUCUAUAGUCUCUUCACUCAGUCCAGCUAGCUGACAGUCAUCUAUAGUCUCUUCACUCUGUCCAGCUAGCUGACAGUCAUAGAAAUUAAUGCUGGACAGGGAUCAUAGUAAAUUCCAGAAAUCCAUGCUUGUAACAUCAGUAGCUACAGUAGACUAUGUUUCAGAGUGAGGGGCAGGUAGCCUACAAACACACUGGCAAAGGUUUUCAGCUGGCAGGCACAGACAGACACUGGAAUUACUUCCUGAGUGAUAAAGUGAGGGCUUUGCAUUGGUGCUUUGUUGCGUUUUUUUUGUUUUUGUGGGACUGAAAAAUACCCAGAAUGUAAAAGAGCGUUAUCAACCAGUUCCCAUGCUUUUAGAAGAACGGUUCUGUUCCGGAACAGUAUUGAUCACUUCCAUUCUCGGUUCUGGUUCUGUUCCUCAGAAAAUGUAGUUAUUUUUCUGUUCUGUUCCCUGAACCAGUUCCAACCCCUGGUCUUCAUAUAUGACUUUCUACCAUAGAGCAUCCUGACAUUCCUUCAUUCUACCAUAGAGCAUCCUGACAUUCCUUCAUUCUACCGUAGAGCGUCCUGACAUUCCUUCAUUCUACCAUAGUGUCCUGACAUUCCUUCAUUCUACCAUAGUGUCCUGACAUUCCUUCAUUCUACCAUAGAGCGUCCUGACAUUCCUUCAUUCUACCAUAGAGCGUCCUGACAUUCCUUCAUUCUACCAUAGUGUCCUGACAUUCCUUCAUUCUACCAUAGUCCUGACAUGCCUACAUUCUACCAUAGAGCGUCCUAACAUUCCUUCAUUCUACCAUAGUCCUGACAUUCCUUCAUUCUACCAUAGAGCGUCCUAACAUUCCUUUAUUCUACCAUAGUCCUGACAUGCCUACAUUCUACCAUAGAGCGUCCUAACAUUCC
Oncorhynchus mykiss (rainbow trout) is the source of this 3676-nucleotide messenger RNA. RefSeq names its product sorting nexin-17. Gene Ontology annotation, molecular function: phosphatidylinositol binding. Gene Ontology annotation, cellular component: early endosome. Gene Ontology annotation, biological process: intracellular protein transport; endocytic recycling; signal transduction. The record is from RefSeq and is a predicted model, not a curated record. NCBI's taxonomy places the organism in Eukaryota, Metazoa, Chordata, Actinopteri, Salmoniformes, Salmonidae.